ACACUUUAUUCCAGAAACGCUUUCGUUAAGAAAAGAUCAAGGUAGUAAAAUCAUGGCAAUGGUGUGGGCAGCGCUCCUUUUGUCCGGCAUCGUAUGUACAAGUUCCCAGUACAUUUACUCGAAAGAUCGUUGUGCCAGUAAUGGAGAGACAAUGAUGCAGAUUCGAGAACUUGUGAUCCAGCAGGGGAGGAUCCAAGAAUCUGUUGAUUCCCUCAGGCGGAUGGUUAAGAAACUUGAAGAAGAUGUAAACAAGACCCAUGAAGAUGUUAGAAUUGUCAAGAAAGAGUCACACAAAUAUAAAGAUUGCAAGGACCUCUAUGUAAAUGGUAAUACAGAAUCUGGUGUGUAUGAGAUCUAUCCAUUUGGUAUUGAAAGCAAGGUCAGCGUCUUCUGUGACAUGAUGACAGAGGGUGGAGGGUGGACAGCUUUACAGAAACGUGUCAGUGGUUCGGUGUCAUUCGACAGAACGUGGUCCGACUACAAGACGGGAUUCGGGCAUCCUAGCGGAUCCUACUGGAUAGGAAAUGACGUUAUACAUCAACUUACUAAGAGAAGCAACACCUCCCUCUACGUCACCCUGACACUGACCAAUGGCACAAAGCUCUAUGAAUUAUACAGCCAGUUCUCUGUUGCUGACGAAACCAACAAAUACCGACUUUUUCUUGGCGGACCAGCUACUGGGACCCUGGGAGACAGCAUGACAAGCGGCCACGAUCUGUCUGGAAUGCCAUUCACCACCAAGGACAGAGAUAACGACAGGUCUAUUAAUAACUGUGCUGUUCACAAUAGAGGAGGCUGGUGGUUUAACUCCUGUCACCACGCCUUCCUUAACGGUCCAUGGUCCUCGAACUCCUGGGACUGGCUAUGGUAUCGUACCGUAAUGUACGGGACAUCAGUGAAGGGGACCACCAUGAUGGUAAAACGUCACUAGACAAAAGAUCAUCCAUGGAUAACGCAAACCCUCACGAGAAGAUUUUAAAUUAAUUUCCAUCGCUGAGUUCUUUUUUUUUAAAUAUUUAACAUCAAGUAAUAAACAUGUAAUCGGAUAUGUUUUCGGUAAGGAAGGGGAUUGAACUCUUC
This is a messenger RNA of Saccostrea cuccullata (small rock oyster), 1080 nucleotides long. RefSeq names its product microfibril-associated glycoprotein 4-like. NCBI's taxonomy places the organism in Eukaryota, Metazoa, Mollusca, Bivalvia, Ostreida, Ostreidae. The record is from RefSeq and is a predicted model, not a curated record. Bases 53 to 931 code for a protein of 292 amino acids. The transcript is spliced from 6 exons.